UUAAAAAACAACAACAUGUAUGCUGGACGGAAAAGAAGAAAACCGGCACAGAAGGGAGUCAAACAGACCCCUGCUGAAGGCGCCAAGUCCAACCCGUCCAAACGCCACCGUGACCGUCUGAAUUCAGAGCUGGACCGGCUUGCCAGCCUCCUGCCCUUCUCCGAAGAUGUCAUCUCCAGCCUGGAUAAACUGUCCAUCCUGAGGCUCAGCGUCAGCUUCCUCCGUACCAAGAGCUUCUUCUCAGUGGCUCUGAAGAACCAGCUGUCCAAUGGCAUGAACAAGAGGAGCGACCACAAUGAUGAGAGUAAGACAACAGGAUCUGCAGACGGCCACAUACCUGAGGGGGAGCUGCUGCUGCAGGCCCUGAACGGCUUCGUCCUCGUGGUAACGGCUGAGGGAAUCAUCUUCUUCUGCUCCCACACCAUCCAGGAUUACCUUGGCUUCCAUCAGACUGACGUGAUGCAUCAGAGUGUGUUUGAGCUGAUCCACACUGAAGACCAGCAGGAGUUCAGGAGAAACCUGCACUGGGCCCUCAACCCCCCUGCUGGCCUUGGACCCCCCCUGGAUCCCUCGACAGAUGGCGAGUCGGUGUCGACCCCUCCCUGCCUGGUGAGCUACAGCCCUGACCAGCUUCCACCUGAAAACUCCUCUUUUCUGGAGCGAGGCUUCGUCUGCCGCUUCCGCUGUUUGUUGGACAACUCCUCCGGCUUCUUGGCGUUGAACAUCCAGGGUCGGUUGAAGUUCCUCCACGGUCAGAGCCGUCAGCAUUGUGACAGCAAGGACAGCACGCCGCCUCAGCUCGCUCUCUUUGCCAUCGCCACACCCCUCCAGCCUCCAGCCAUCCUGGAAAUCAGAACAAGGAAUAUGAUCUUCAGGACCAAACACAAACUCGAUUUUACACCCAUGGCCUGUGACGCAAAGGGUAAAAUAGUUCUGGGCUACACCGAGGCGGAGCUGAGAGUUCGUGGUUCAGGUUACCAGUUCAUCCACGCUGCCGACAUGCUGUACUGCGCUGAAAACCACGUCCGAAUGAUAAAGACGGGCGAGAGCGGCCUCACCGUCUUCAGGCUGCUCACCAAGGACAACCGGUGGAAGUGGGUCCAGGCCAACGCCCGGCUCGUCUACAAGAACGGCAAGCCGGACUACAUCAUUGCCACCCAGAGGCCUUUGGUGGAUGAGGAAGGAGGGGAACACCUGAGGAAGCGAUCCAUGCACCUCCCUUUUACCUUCGCCACCGGAGAGGCGCUGCUCUACCAGACUGGUUAUCCGCUGCACGGCUUCCCUGAUUCCUUUCAGGGCAAAGCCAAAGGCAGCAAGUCCAAAAAGGGCAAACUGGACAAGAGCUCUGAAGAUGACCUAGACCCAAAGUCCCUGCUGGGAGCACUGAUGAGCCAGGAUGAAUCCGUGUACGUCUGCCAGCCAGACACAGAGCCUAAGAUGUCCUACCACAGCAGCCUUUUUAGCGAGCAGCAAAAGACAGGGAGAUGCAAUGGUAAAACAUCCAGUUAUGAUCCACUUCUGUCCACUCUGGAUUCCUUGUCUCUAGACGGUGACGAGACAUGCUCCAACAGCGAGCUAUUCAGCGCUCUGGAGAAUCUAGGCCUGAACGCCGAAGACCUGGAGCUCCUGCUGUUGGACGAGAGGAUGAUCCAGGUGGAGCUCGACCCCAACCACAUCCCGACCCUCAGUGACCUUCUCACCAACAACGAAAUCCUCUCCUACAUCCAUGAUUCUCUGGAGAGUGGCACUGAGGGAGAGGAACAAGGGACCAGAGGUGGAUUUGGACCCUCAAGCCAUCCACCAAACCCAGACUCAGCCCCAAGUGUCUCCCAGCGGGCAUGUUUGACACCUACUGUCCCUCCAGCUCUUCCAAGCAGCAGGCAGCCCAUUGUCCAGCUGUCACAACAGAUGCAGCAACACAUCAGUGCAGGUGAGCUGGUGAAAGCUCAACCGGGGCAGAGCCAGUCCGUCUCCCAGCCUGGACCUGUGGACAGCAACAUUUUACCUGGGAUUCCUAAUGGCCACUGGGUGGUCACGACGGAGAACCACCAUCAUCCCAGCAAUCACACCCAUCACCACCAACAUACUGUUCUCAAAACCCCACAGGUGAACGGUGAACAUAAACACCUUAAUCCACUUCUGGGAGCAGGUCAACAGUGGCAGCUCCAGCAGGACCACCACUCAGUCCAACUGCAGUCCCAUCAGCAGGGGAGCAGCCAGAUUGCUUUGUUGCCUGGUUACCAGAAUCAGCUUGGACUGACAACACCCGGAUCUUACAUCCCAAACGGACACACAGCCUUUCCACCAAACAUGGAGGUCAGCCACACACGUUACAGUAUCUCCAACACACCACAUGCAGGUGGCACAGGACUGACAGGUGUGAUCACACCGGAUGUUUAUCUCUAUCAGAGGCCCUACCAGCUGCAGGGUCACCACAUACACCAGCAGCAGCAGCAGGUGUUGCAGCAGACUCAGGUUCCUCCAUCUUGUUUGCCCCGGUGUCCCACCCAGAGCUCUGCGCUUGACUUGGAGCAGUUACUGGGUGUGUCGCAGCCACAGCACAGCCUGGCGUCAUUAGAGGCCUACAACAUAUUCAACAGCAGUGCAGAGGAGACCACUCACAGCAAGCUGGAGAACGGCUGCCUCCUCAACACAGCGUACAUGAAGACGUGUCUUAUGCCCAAUGGAAAUGGAGUGGUGACAGACAACAUCCCCCACUCGGCCCCCGAAGGACUCCCUGCUCUACAGGACCCCCCAAAGUCUGGAUUCUUCCUCUGAAGGGAGGAGGGCCAAGCAUCAGUG
Molecule: messenger RNA, 2802 nt
Organism: Seriola dumerili (greater amberjack)
Lineage: Eukaryota; Metazoa; Chordata; Actinopteri; Carangiformes; Carangidae
Gene: ahr1b
Product: aryl hydrocarbon receptor-like
Exons: 12
Coding region: 16-2778 (920 amino acids)
Biological process (GO): regulation of transcription by RNA polymerase II
Cellular component (GO): nucleus; aryl hydrocarbon receptor complex
Molecular function (GO): transcription cis-regulatory region binding; protein dimerization activity; nuclear receptor activity
Source: RefSeq, a predicted model, not a curated record